CCAUUUGACGGAUAUCUACAAAAUUUUCAGUUAAACAUUGCUGUUUUCUAUAGCUGAACUUAUAUAUAAAUGUGUAAAUUACACUUUUGAAAUUUAAAAUGAAAUAAUUUUUUUUGAUAAAAUUUGACGAGAAAGAAAGAUUGUGUAAUUUAAUGCAAGAAUAAAACACGAACUCUUAUUUCCAAAAGGAUUUUUUUCGACAGAAUCGACCGCGAAGCUGUUCUCACUAGGAAGAAAAAUUGCAGAUACGGAAUGGAUAUGAGUGAAAUCUUGUUGAAGAAAUUCGAGCUUGGUGAAAGCGACACGACGAUCUUUGCGAAAAUAUGCAUCGCCCGGAGGAGUUAAAGGAAAAAGAUAUAGAGAAGGACUGCCGUGACGACAUGAACAAAUGUUCGUCGUGCAUAUACAUGCUUCUCCGUUUGCUCUUAUUCUAUUCCUUCUCUCGCUAUGCGCCUGGCUCUGCAUUUGCCGAUGGGGAUUCGGCUACAAUCUGAAAGAUCGAGAAAUUACCUAUUGCCUGGUGGCCUAUUUUAUUAUUAUCUCGUUCUUGAACGUCGUCUUUUUAGGACAUAUACGACUAUUUUAUGAUUAUCCGCCGGAAAUGGUCGGUAAUUGAUAGGAUUAUCGGCAGAGUGAUGACAGGUGAUGUCAGUCGCCUUGGCGGCCGCUAGAUGGCGUUACCCGUACAAUUCUUGCUGGAAGAAGCUGCUAAUUUCUGGAGUGCAAGAUAUUAAUUUACGAGUGAAUUAAUGAUUUCUCGCGGCAUAUUUCAGUGAGAAACGUAAUUAACUUUGGUGGAUGCGCAGAAAGUGUUUGUAGUUAUCGGAAUCAACGAAGAUUGCGCGGAGGUUGAUUGAUCGCUUAUAACCUAACCUAAAAACGGAACUACUACGAUGGGUCUUUCACGACACAUUCAAUUCAUCAGCCGUACGGUCUUUGUUCAGAACAACGAUGUAGACAAGGCAUGCCGCUUAUUAAAUCGCAUACUGUCCCAAGAAGACAUCUUUGGUCAGUACAGGCGCACGAGGUAUUAUGAGAAACCAACUCAGGUCAGACGUAGGGUCAACUAUGAGAUGUGCAAGUCGAUCUACAAUGAGGAUAUGGACAGGAAGAUCAAAUUUCUUCUACGCAAGAACAGAGUAGAUCCUUUUCCCGGUGCAUCGUAAGAUAACUUGUUCCAUAUUAAAUCGUGUCAUUGCAAUAAAUCUGUCCAUCAAUUGAUAAA
Molecule: messenger RNA, 1225 nt
Organism: Trachymyrmex septentrionalis
Lineage: Eukaryota; Metazoa; Arthropoda; Insecta; Hymenoptera; Formicidae
Gene: mRpS21
Product: 28S ribosomal protein S21, mitochondrial
Exons: 4
Coding region: 894-1166 (90 amino acids)
Biological process (GO): translation
Cellular component (GO): ribosome
Molecular function (GO): structural constituent of ribosome
Source: RefSeq, a predicted model, not a curated record